GUUUAUGAUUUCUCUCAAUUGAAUUCAUUUUUACUGAUUUUGUGAAAUAUUUCACAUGUAGGUGACAUCAAGUGAAAUUUUAGACUCCAUCUUUUUUCUUUUCUUUUCUUUUUUUUAAAAAUCUUUUCGAGCAGAAUUUCUGAAAGGUUAAUGGAAAAGGAGUCACAUAUUUAAAAAAAAAGUUUAGUAACAUUUAUUCUAGUUAGUUUAAAAUGGCUGAUAAAACACCUCAAAAACCCAGAGGUACUGGAAUUGACGGAGUUGAACUCUUCAAUAUGGAUUGUGUGGUUUGUAAGAAAAACAAAAUUUUAACCGAGGCUCAAUACCAUUGUAAGUAUUGUGGCGUGAUGUGCGAGAAUUGUUCUGCAAAACAUCAGAAAACACCCAAACAGACAGGUCACUGGGCACAGAAAAUCAAGCGAAUCCGCCAAGAACUUCCGACAUCCGCCCCAUCCUUCAGUUCUAUUAAGAAAUGUGAACAUCAUCCCAACAGACACAUUAAAGGCUACUGUUUAGACCAUGGGGAGUUGUACUGUAAUGAUUGUAUGAGGGACCGUCACUUUGAUUGUACUGUGGAAAGUGUAGAAGUUAUGAGCGAAGACGUGUCGCGGGAACCGCACAUGAUUGACGCGAGAAACGAACUGGAGGACCUUAAACGCAGAAAUAAAAUGGCGCGAAAUGGCAAAAAAGAUGAAAUCGCCCAUCUGCAGAAACAAGCUGAAAAGUUUGAAGCUCACUUACGACAAGUUAGAGACAAAAUUAAUGUCAUAUUCGAUGAUAUGUUACAAGCAAUUUUACGAGACAAGGAUGCUUUCUGCAAGGCAGAGGAGGAAAUAAUAACAAAAGAUAUUUCCGAAUGCACGGACGUUGCUCCAGUACUGGAAACUGCGUCUUCGAAUUUUGACGACUCAUUUCGAAGCGGGGGUAAAACGGAAAUGUGGAUUUCACUGAAAAAGCUACAGAGUGUGUUAAAUCACUAUGAUGAAAUUGUCACAAAAAUCGAAAAUGACAAAAGUGAGGUCAAAUUCGAGUUUGUGCCGAGUAAACAUUUGAAAGCUUUGCUCGAGUCACCAGAAAAUAUCGGGACGAUGAAAGUGACGUCAUCAAGGCUCUAUGGGAAUGAUGUUACACUGAAUACGAACAAAACUGAAACUGAUCCAAAAGGCAAAACUAAACUUAAACUUCCGUGGGCAAAAAAUGGGGACAUUCAGCAGGAACCCUGGAAGAUAAACAGAAUUGACACUAAAGGCGUUGUAGGUCUCCCUAGUGUUGUCACUACGCCCCAGAUAGGGAGAAGUUCCUCAGUAGUAGGGUUGACCACACUCAAAUCCCCUGACGGAAAAAUAAAGUCUCGUAGCCGGGGAGGGACAUCUAAGCACGACUAUAUUGACAAAGAUAAGGUGACUGGCCCUGUCUUUGGACCCAUUAAGAACGUUAAGCUGACAUAUUUAGGACGAAAAGAGAUUCUUAUAUCCUCGGAUACUGAGUUGACCUGUGUUACUGGCUCAACAUUUCUUCCGAACGGCCGGCUAGUCCUCGUGGACAAUCAUAAUAAAUCACUGAAGUUACUGAAUGGAGAGUUUGAGUUACUGUCUAGCACCGUUUUUGAAGAACGACCUUGGAAUGUCACCCAUUGUUACAAGUCGGUUGUCGCUGUCUCGUUUCCUUACGACAAUACAGUUGUGUUGAUAACAACAGGGCAGGACAUGCAGAAUGAAGGUAAAAUCAAAACGGAUCGUACUUGCCUAGGAAUGGCGUUUCACAAGACAGAGAAAUGGCUCUAUAUUGCAUGUGGGAAAGGCGCGGAUGCACAGAUCCAGGCCUAUUCCCUUGAAGGAUAUCUGAGAAAGGUUAUAAUUCCAAAGUCUGGAGUUUUCCUAGAACCAUGUUACAUGGUUAUGUCGGCGGACUGCACGAAACUGUUUGUAUCUGAUCUGUAUAAUGGAAUAAUUUGUUUCAAUACCAAAUCUGGUGACCUGAUUUACCAGUAUAAGGAUAAAAAGAUCAAGCGAUACUGGGACUUGGCCCUCGACACAGACGGACGUGUGUAUGUUGUGACAACUGGUCCGGACUGCAUAUAUGUCUUAAUGGGCGACCACAACGGGCAGCUUGUAACUGAGUUCCGAGCCGGAAACCAUCCGUGCUCUCUCAGUUAUAGUUCUAUUAUAAAAAGUCUAGUUGUAACCCGAUGGAAGGCUGAAGAUGUAGAAGUACUUAGAUUUGUUUAAAUGUUUCAAGUCGUACAUGAAGGAAUCUGAUGACAUACUCAGAGUGAAUUGUAAUGUUUGAUUGUUGAAUUCAAUCCUAGUAAAAAAACUGCUGUUACUGUCGUUUUCAAAGAGUAAGGAGAUCAGUUGCUGUUUUAUACAUGAACGUAACAGUGUAAAGGCCCUAUAACGCUUAACUGAAACAAGUAUGGAAGGGAAUUAACUCUUAUUAAUAUUCAUUAAUUUAGCUUUUCUAAUAAAAAGAUUGUGUUCCCUGA
This is a messenger RNA of Mercenaria mercenaria, 2485 nucleotides long. RefSeq lists its product as uncharacterized. Bases 213 to 2228 code for a protein of 671 amino acids. Lineage: Eukaryota; Metazoa; Mollusca; Bivalvia; Venerida; Veneridae. The record is from RefSeq and is a predicted model, not a curated record. The transcript has 2 exons.